Messenger RNA from Dunckerocampus dactyliophorus (ringed pipefish), 3752 nucleotides. RefSeq names its product DEAD (Asp-Glu-Ala-Asp) box helicase 21 (gene ddx21). The record is from RefSeq and is a predicted model, not a curated record. Bases 62 to 2341 code for a protein of 759 amino acids. The transcript has 16 exons. Gene Ontology annotation, molecular function: RNA binding; ATP binding; RNA helicase activity. Lineage: Eukaryota; Metazoa; Chordata; Actinopteri; Syngnathiformes; Syngnathidae.
UCCGCGUGCUCAAGCAAUAGCUUGUGUGUCCAAACCGAAGGAUUCCAACCUGGAAGGAGAAAUGCCAUCAAAAGUCAUGGUAGAAUCUGACAAAGCCAUGGAAGAAGAGGUGGACGCCGCCGUCGAUGUUAAGGUCUCAAAGACCAAAUCUAAGGAUGGCAAGAAACUGAAGAAGAAGAAGAAGCAGCCGGUGGAGGUGGAGGAGGUGGCGGUGGAGGUGGAGGUGGAGGAAGAUGCGGACUGUGAACCUCCUGCACCGAAAAAGAAGAAGAAAAAGAAAAAAGAAAAGCUUGCAGAGGACCAAACAAAUGAGCACAUCGAUGACGCCACAGACAUGAAUGGCAACAUUGAUGAUGAGCCACCAAAGAAGAAAAAGAAAAAGAAGAGGAAAGAAGCAGAUGAGAUUAAAAAGAAGCACAAAGUCAUUGCUGAAGCGGAAAUCAACGGACAUUCCAUGCCAGAGACACCAGCUGAAACUCCCAACGUGACACCAUCUCAGUCAAGUGGUGACUCAACCAGUGAGAGUGAAAAAGAAAUUGAGGAGACACCUGAGCAGAAAGAAGGGGCCUUCUCCAACUUCCGAAUCUCUCAAGGCACCAUUAAGAAGCUUAAAGCUCGUGGUGUCUCUUACCUGUUUGACAUCCAAGUGAAAACGUUUGACUCUGUGUAUGAUGGAGAAGAUGUACUUGCCCAGGCCCGUACAGGAACAGGGAAGACCUUCUCCUUCGCCAUUCCACUAGUGCAGAAGCUGCAGGACACUGCAGGGCCGCGGGCAAGAGGCCGUCCUCCCAAGGUGUUGGUGUUGGCUCCCACCAGAGAGUUGGCCAUCCAGGUCGCUAAGGACUUUAAAGACAUCUCCAAGAGACUUGCCAUUUGCUGUUUCUAUGGAGGCAGCUCAUACACCCAACAGAUUGCUGCUAUCCGUGGUGGGAUUGAUAUUUUGGUAGGAACCCCUGGCCGUAUCAAAGACCACAUCCAGAAUCAUAAACUGGACCUCACUAAACUGAAGCAUGUGGUUCUGGAUGAAGUAGACCAUAUGCUGGACAUGGGAUUUGCUGAGCAAGUGGAAGAAAUUAUAGCCUCCUCCUAUAAAAAAGAUGGUGACACCAACCCCCAGACUCUGCUUUUUUCGGCCACCUGCCCCGAAUGGGUCUAUGAUGUGGCCAAGAAAUAUAUGAGACCAGAGUGCAAACAUGUCGACCUGAUUGGCAAGAAAACGCAGAAAGCUGCAAUAACUGUCGAGCAUCUGGCCAUAGAAUGCCACUGGUCACAGCGCACAGCAGUGAUGGGAGAUGUGAUCCAGGUGUACAGCGGAAGCCAUGGCAAAACUAUCCUCUUUUGUGAAACCAAGAAAGAGGCCCAUGAACUUUCCAUGAAUGCAUCCAUCAAGCAGAGUGCCCAGUCCCUCCAUGGAGACAUCCCUCAGAAACAGAGAGAGACAACAUUGAAUGGCUUCAGGAAUGGAUUGUUUGAGGUUUUAGUGGCCACCAAUGUGGCAGCCCGUGGGUUAGAUAUCCCUGAAGUGGACCUUGUGAUCCAGUGUUCUCCACCCAAGGAUGUGGAGUCAUACAUUCAUCGCUCAGGUCGAACUGGCAGAGCUGGGAGGACCGGAGUUUGCAUCUGUUUCUACCAGAGGUGGGAAGAGGACCAGCUGCGCCAUGUGGAAAACAAAGCUAACAUCACAUUCAGACGAGUCGGAGUUCCCACAGCCAAUGACAUCAUCAAGUCAUCAAGCAAGGAUGCGCUCAGGUUUCUGGACUCAGUUCCAGCUGCAGCUGUUGGAUACUUCAAAGAGUCUGCAGAGAAGCUCAUACAGGAGAAAGGAGCAGUGGAUGCACUGGCUGCUGCCUUGGCACACAUUUCAGGCGCUACCACUAUAGAGCAGAGGUCACUGCUCAACUCUGAUGCUGGUUUCACCACGAUGCAGUUGACAUGUUCUCAGGAAUUGCAGAAUCUGGGUUAUGUCUGGCGAAGCAUCAAAGAGCAGCUUGGAGAGGAGAUUGAAAACGACAUUCAAAGAAUGACUUUACUCAAAGGGAGAACGGGAGUUUGUUUUGACGUCCCGGCCGACAAAGUCGAGGAAAUUCAGGACACCUGGAGUGAUGGUCGUCGUUGGCAGCUGACAGUGGCCACAGAGCUCCCUGAGCUGGAGGAGAAGCUGUACAGUAAUAGAGACGACAGAGGCUUUGGUGACCGACGAGGAGGAUUCAGAGGCGGAAGGGGAUGGAGUUCUUGGGGAAGUGGUGGGCACGGUAAUGGGUUCCGCAGAAGCGGUAGUGGUGGUUAUGGCAACAGCCAUGGUGGAUACAAACGCAACUUCAGCGAAGCGUUUGAUUACUGACAUUCCAACCUGCAGACUAAUAGGACUGGCUGUCACGCCUGUGGGCCGGCAGUGUUUUCUAUUGGCUUUCAGUAAGGAUUAGCGGGCGGAACUCUCCUUUACGAUUCAAUGUCAGAUAUACAUGAAAUGUAUUUAAAGCUCAUAUUCAACAUGAUCCACAUGAGCAGUGUCUUUACUUUGACAGUAAACUACAAAUGCUGUUUUCUGAGGAACCUUUACACUCUUAAAGGGAUAGUUCGGAUUUUUUGACAUGAAGUUGUGACAUCCCUAUCAGGAGUGUAGUGCAUCAGCAAUUAGUCCCCCCCCCCCCCCCCCCCCCAAAAAAAAAAAAACACUACUUAGUCCUGUGAGCCGAUUUCUGGUCGUUUUUGGUGUUUAAGAAAGUAGUUGUAGUUGGCCAGUUGGUAGGGUCACUUAAGUAAAGCUUUUUGCUUAUCUAAACAAAAGGCGUUCAAAAUAGAAAUUCAUUUGCAUUACAAAAUCGUUGUCCGUUAAAAUGUCAGAUCUCACAAUUGAUCAGCGUUAAUUUCACUCCCUUCGUAUCACUACGCGCUGCUGCCUGCGAAUGUGUUCCAUAGUGUUUACAUGCGAGGAUGACGACCCAUGCAGCGCGAGAGAGUUGGAUUGAGAGCUAGAGUGGUAUUGUCAUAAAAGAAUAUAGCUAGGGCUGCAGCAACAAAAAUGUGUCUGCAUCGCCCUAUAUAUUCCACCGUUUUCUUAUCACAGCCAUUGCUAAUAGGAAACUUUGGCUUCUUGUCAUAUUGGCUAUAAAGUGGGAGUCUGUCUAUCUCUCCCUAUUACUCUUUUGAACACAUUUUGUUUUGAGAAGCAAAACGCCUCACUUAUGUGACCCCAUCAACUAGCCGGAACUACUUUCUUCAUCACCAAAAGCCGAACAGAACUCGGCUCACCGGAGUCGAAGUGGGGGGAGAAAGUCACUGUUGAUGCAUUACACUGGUGAUGGAGAUGUUAUACAAGUUCAUGUCAAAAAAUCCGAACCAUCCCUUGAAGUUAAAGGACCAAUGUCAGCCAUUUGUAAUAACAGAUUUCUCUGCAACUCAUGAAUUGACAUGCUGAGUUUUCACUUUGCAAAUCAGUACAUCCUGAAAUCCAAAGUGAAAGUUGUAGAAGGAAGGUGUGCUGGGUUACAUGUUUUUAUUACUUUGCAUUUGGGGAAAAGUGGGCAGCAAGACUCUCCUGUGGGAGGCGGGUAAUUUCACCACCCCCUACCCCAUUUGGGAAGAGUGAUCAUGGUUGUCAACCUUUUCAUGGUGGAGUCUGUUUACUGCCUUACCUCACCUCAACAUUCUCCCCAAAAUAUAUUGGAUGAUUGCUUUGCAAUUGGCUCUUUUUACUGACUGACUGCUUCCUUUCAUUUAAACGGAGUGUGUCCAUUAAACGGUCAACUAAG